Messenger RNA from Fraxinus pennsylvanica, 648 nucleotides. NCBI's taxonomy places the organism in Eukaryota, Viridiplantae, Streptophyta, Magnoliopsida, Lamiales, Oleaceae. The record is from the annotation of a GenBank genome assembly.
AUGCAUUUCAAUAUGAAGCAUCAUGGGAAUCAUCCAAAUGGAAUGAUUAUCAGUUUAGGAUAUUGUAAUGUUUCUUAUGGGGACAAUUCUUAUAGUAAUGGAGAUUUAGCAGCAGACACUCUCAGUUUUCAAUCUAGUACUGGGAAAGCAGUGUCUUUUCCUAAGACCACGUUUGGCUGUGGCCAUGAAAAUGGUGGCACUUCAAUGAAAGUGGCUCUGGGAUCACCCCUAAAAGGUUCCGGCAUCGACGCCUCUUCUUCUGAUCAAGGUUACAUCAUUAUUGAUUCCGGGACGACAUUGACUUUCCUCCCUGAGGAAAUUUACAAUCAAUUCGAAUCGGCCCUCGUAAAGGCUAUCAAGGGGAAACGUGUGAAGGACCCACGAAAUGGAUUCAACUUGUGCUAUCAAGCCACCGGUGGAAGCUUUGAUGCACCACCAAUUGUUGCUCAUUUUACUGGUGCUGAUGUAGAGUUGCCACCAACAAGUACAUUUCUUGAAAUUGAGGAAGGGAUGGUUUGUUUGACAUUGGCGCCUUCUUCGGAUUUGGCCAUAUAUGGGAACCUAAGUCAAAUGAAUUAUCUUGUAGGAUAUGACCUUGUGAAUAAAAAGGUUAGUAUCAAACCAACUGAUUGUUCCAAGGCAGCUUAA